UGACAACAUGAAGAGAUAUUUGUUUAUAAAAAGGAUUCUUUUAAUGUGGUCGAGGAGGGACACUACGCAGAAUGAGUCCAGUCCGCUCAUACCAAAGGCAGACUCUGCAAAAGAGGAUUCUGCAGAGCUUGGUCGUGAAUUUCACCAAUCAGGCCAAGACAAUGGACAGGAAGACAACAGACCUAUUCAUGCAAGUAUCCAACCCUACAGAUAUUCUUUGAUGGACUAUUUCCUAAAGUACAUCCUGUUCCUAUUCAAUCUGGUGUUCACAAUUCUGGGCAUGGUGGUUCUUGGUCUGGGGACAUGGGGCCUCAUCAGCAAAGAGUCGUUUGCUCAGGAGAAGAUCGGCAGUAUCGGCACCGACCCAAUGCUCAUACUUGUGACUUUAGGCUUUGUGCUGAUGUUGCUCUGCCUGUCAGGCUGCGUGGGCGCCUUAAGAGAAAACUGCUCCUUACUGAAGCUGUUCUCUGCCGCCGUGCUGGUGCUCAUCACAGCCCAGGUGCUGACCGCCAUUAUGGCCUACAGUCUACAAGGUCUGAUUGAAAGCUACCUGCAUUCAGGGAUGUUAGCUGCCAUGGUGCGCUACCAGGACGAUCUGGAUCUGAGGUUCAUCAUGGACGAGAUUCAGACAAAUAUGCAGUGCUGUGGGGCAGAUAACUACCGUGACUGGGAGAUCAACAUAUAUUACAACUGCUCAGCUCCAGGAGUGCUGGCCUGUGGGGUCCCUGCGACAUGCUGUGUGGACCCUUUGGAGAACGGCACAGUGUGGAACUCUCAGUGUGGUUUAGGAGCCCAGCUGCUGGAUGAGUUCACAGCUCAGAGUGUGAUCUUCCUGGGCGGUUGCCUGGGGGGAAUCUCUCGUUGGAUCAAGCAACAUGAAGGCCUGAUCGGGACAGUUGGAAUCGUCGUACUGGGGGUCCAGGUUCUGACUGUGUUCAUCACUAUGCGGCUGUUAGAAAGCAUCCAGUGGCAUAAAGUUUACAGAUAACAUGGGGUGAAGAAUAUAUUGUGUGCUGAUAUUUAAUGAGCGCUAACUGCCUUUGUCAUCUGUAGUAAACAUAAUGUAUACCCGACUCAGAUGACUGCGCCUGUUUGCCCGUGGAAAUGAUAAAUAACUACUUAUUUUGACAAAGAAAAUUUCAACAUUAAAUGUUAUGGUGACAGACCAAAGUGCAUUAUUCAACUGGCAACAAGCCGUGUUUUGAUUCAGAAAGAAAUUCCAUCAACAGAAUCAAAAGACCUUUAAAGUUUUAAAGGCCAAGAAGACCUAUUUAACAUUUUGUUACAAAGACAGCGGUAUCUUGCCUAACUCUAAAUCUACAGUGUGAGCCCUAUACAUCUGUUGUACUGUAAAAACCAUCACUUCUCCUUGACAAUUUGUGGUUUUCUUUCUUUUUUACCCUAGAAAAAGGCCACCGUGCCAGAUUGCUGUCAAGUGCUAGCUCAUGGUGGGAAUUAUUGGGUCUCUGUAAAUAAUAUUACAAAGAGU
Micropterus salmoides (largemouth bass) is the source of this 1489-nucleotide messenger RNA. RefSeq names its product tetraspanin-10 (gene tspan10). Gene Ontology annotation, cellular component: membrane. The record is from RefSeq and is a predicted model, not a curated record. NCBI's taxonomy places the organism in Eukaryota, Metazoa, Chordata, Actinopteri, Centrarchiformes, Centrarchidae. The transcript is spliced from 3 exons. Bases 8 to 988 code for a protein of 326 amino acids.